Molecule: messenger RNA, 704 nt
Organism: Carya illinoinensis
Lineage: Eukaryota; Viridiplantae; Streptophyta; Magnoliopsida; Fagales; Juglandaceae
Product: transcription factor CPC-like
Exons: 3
Coding region: 91-558 (155 amino acids)
Biological process (GO): cell differentiation
Cellular component (GO): nucleus
Molecular function (GO): transcription cis-regulatory region binding
Source: RefSeq, a predicted model, not a curated record
AAUUUUAAUUUUGUUUGUUUGGUAGGACCUGCCGUUACCCCCGCCCAUCCCCCCUUUGCUUUGUUCCGAAGCCUUCAAGCUCUUCUUUCAAUGGCACUUAAAAGGUCUGCAUUCAAACCCAUUAUUUGUUUAUGUUUUCCAAAUUCCCUUUUGGGAAACUAUUUAAUGUCGAUUAUUCCUUCCUUAAAACCACAUUUACUACCUGGGUUUCUCUCCUCCUUCUUUUUCUCUUCCUUCUCUUUUGUCUCUCCGACUCUUUUUUUCUCUCAAUUUUCCUGUUGCUGGAAAGCUAUGGAUAAGCGUCGCAGAAAGCAAGCCAAGACCAGUAGUGGCUGCUCUGAGGCAGAGGUGAGCAGUAUAGAGUGGGAGUUCAUUAACAUGUCGGAACAAGAAGAAGAUCUCAUCCAUAGAAUGUACAAGCUGGUUGGUGACAGAUGGGCACUGAUAGCUGGCCGGAUUCCGGGUCGGAAAGCCGAAGAAAUAGAGAGGUUUUGGAUAAUGAGACAUGGAGAAGGGUUUGCUAGUAGAAGAAAAGAAGUGAAGAGACAUGGUUCCUAAUGCUUCCUCUUUUAUAUCCCUAGACUAGAGAAUCUCAUUUUUAUUUCAUUUUUAAUCAUUUUGUUUACCUAUGUAUGCAGUAAUUAAGGUAUGUAGUUGUAACUUCUAAUUUUCUGGCUAAUUUAUUAUGAAUCACCUUUUAAUCU